This is a messenger RNA of Argentina anserina (silverweed cinquefoil), 1321 nucleotides long. Its product is annotated as bifunctional nitrilase/nitrile hydratase NIT4A. Lineage: Eukaryota; Viridiplantae; Streptophyta; Magnoliopsida; Rosales; Rosaceae. Bases 103 to 1146 code for a protein of 347 amino acids. The record is from RefSeq and is a predicted model, not a curated record. Gene Ontology annotation, biological process: detoxification of nitrogen compound. The transcript is spliced from 4 exons. Gene Ontology annotation, molecular function: nitrilase activity; nitrile hydratase activity.
GUUCCAAAUCAGCCAAAGUGAAAACGAAAGGACAAAUCAGAAAAUCGAAUGGUGGUGAAGUGAGGGAGAAGCUGCUAAAACAAACGAUCAGACUAACAAAACAUGGCUUUGGUAUCAGUGAAGGAGACUCCGGUCUUCGCCGAGGUUGACAUGGGCGACGGCUCCUCCGCCCCCACCGUACGCGCCACCGUCGUCCAAGCCUCCACCAUCUUCUACGACACUCCUGCCACUCUGGACAAGGCUGAGAGGUUGUUGGCCGAAGCAGCUGGGUAUGGGUCGCAGCUGGUUGUGUUUCCUGAAGCAUUUGUUGGGGGCUAUCCGCGUGGCUCCAAUUUCGGAGUUGCCAUUGGGAACAGAACCGACAAGGGCAAAGAAGAGUUCCGGAAGUACCAUGCCGCCGCCAUUGAUGUACCUGGUCCUGAAGUUGACCGAUUGGCAUCAAUGGCUGGAAAAUAUAAGGUGUUCUUGGUAAUGGGUGUGAUAGAGAAAGAAGGGUAUACUCUUUAUUGUACUGUUGUGUUUUUUGAUUCUCAAGGAUGCUACCUAGGCAAGCACCGAAAAAUAAUGCCAACAGCAUUGGAGAGAAUAAUUUGGGGAUUUGGAGAUGGAUCCACAAUUCCUGUGUUUGAUACUCCAAUUGGAAAAAUAGGUGCCGCCAUUUGUUGGGAAAAUAAGAUGCCACUUUUAAGGACAGCAAUGUAUGCUAAAGGCAUUGAAAUAUAUUGUGCUCCUACAGCUGAUUCUAGGGAUCUAUGGCAAGCAUCAAUGACCCAUAUUGCUUUAGAAGGUGGGUGCUUUGUAUUAUCAGCUAACCAAUUCUGUCGAAGGAAAGACUAUCCCCCUCCACCAGAUUAUAUAUUUUCAGGCACAGAAGAGGAGCUUACUCCUGAUUCUGUUGUCUGUGCUGGAGGCAGUGUCAUCAUGUCACCAUCGGGGAGUAUACUUGCUGGGCCAAAUUAUGACGGGGAGGCACUCAUAUCAGCUGAUCUUGAUCUUGGAGAUGUAGCAAGAGCGAAGUUUGAUUUCGAUGUGGUAGGACACUAUGCACGGCCUGAAGUGCUAAGCUUGAUUGUGAGGGACCAUCCAGCAAAGCCAGUUACUUUUACAUCAGCCUCCACAAAGACUGAAGACUUGGAAAAAUCCUAAUUGAAUCAAAAUGUAAGCUUGUUCACUGAUGAUCGUUUGUAGAUAUUUCUGUGCUUUUGUUGUAUCUUUGUUUUAGCCCGGCUAUGUCGUGCUUCUGAAUUUGAUCAAACGUGUAUUGUACUCAUUUAUGGGCUUAUGUACUCGCUUCAUAUUACAAUCAAGUCUAGGUUUGAAA